Messenger RNA from Prunus avium (sweet cherry), 801 nucleotides. Lineage: Eukaryota; Viridiplantae; Streptophyta; Magnoliopsida; Rosales; Rosaceae. The record is from RefSeq and is a predicted model, not a curated record.
AUGGAGAUCAAGGAGAGAAAAUCGCCGUUUACGGUAUGUAAUGUAGGAGCAUGGAGCAUGACCGUUGUGAGCUCGGUGGGGAUUAUCAUGGCCAACAGGCAGCUCAUGUCCCCUCAAGGCUUUGCCUUCGACUUUGCUACAAUGUUGUCUAGCUUCCACUAUUCUCUGACCGCAUUGGUGUGUUUGGUGUCAAAUGCCGUUGGUUACUCUGCAUCAACGCAUGUAAUUCCUCUGUGGGAGCUUAUUCUGUUCUCAGUUGUAGCCAAUGCCUCAAUCAUUGCGAUGAACUUCAGCCUCAUACUAAACUCUCAAGGAUUUUUCCAGUUAAUAGGGUCUUUACAGAAGAAAUACUCAAUAGGGUCUUUUGAAUUGCUCACUAAGACAACUCCAAUGCAAGCUCUCUCCCUUCUUUUUCUUUCUCCAUUCAUUGAUUUCUAUCUCACCGGCAAACUUCUAUCAAACUAUAAGUUCUCUUCUGGUGCAUUUAUUUUCUUGCUACUCUCAUGCUCAAUAGCAGUGUUUUGCAAAGUCAGCCUGUACCUCUGCAUCGGGCGGUUCUCAGCGGCCUCAUUCCAGGUUUUAGGCCACAUGAAAACCAUAUGUGUCAUGACAUUGGCGUGGCUACUCUUUGAUUCAAAGCUCAGCCUUAAAAACUUUCUUGGGAUGGCUCUUGCUGCUAUGGGCAUGCUAGCUUACACUUGGGCUGUGGAGGCUGAGAAAGAAGCUACUAAUUCCAAGAGCCUCCGUAAUAGAAAAGACAAAAUGUCAGGAGAGGUUAUGAAACCAUUGACUUCCACAUAG